Pecten maximus is the source of this 3029-nucleotide messenger RNA. RefSeq names its product sodium/potassium-transporting ATPase subunit beta-like. Gene Ontology annotation, biological process: sodium ion export across plasma membrane; intracellular sodium ion homeostasis; potassium ion import across plasma membrane. The record is from RefSeq and is a predicted model, not a curated record. Gene Ontology annotation, cellular component: sodium:potassium-exchanging ATPase complex. The coding region runs from base 68 to 1063 and encodes 331 amino acids. The transcript has 5 exons. NCBI's taxonomy places the organism in Eukaryota, Metazoa, Mollusca, Bivalvia, Pectinida, Pectinidae. Gene Ontology annotation, molecular function: ATPase activator activity.
GAUGGCGCCACAAUCGUUAAAUCCACCUUCGCACCUGUCACAGAAGAGCUUCACAUAACCGGCAAUCAUGGAGUCCAAGUACGACCGCGUCGCCUAUCCAGAAAACGUCUACCUCCACUCAGAUGGAGAAAUGGAAGAUUUCGGAACUGGAGUGUAUCCAGUAUCCGUCAUUUCAAGAAAACCAUUUCAUGACGACUCGAUCAACUUCGGUUGUUUUAAAGUGCGACGCAAAUUCUCAACACUGUUGAUAAUCAUGGCCGUAAUUCUACUUUUACUGGUGAUUACUAUAAGUAUUGGUAUACAUGCCGCCGUGACACAUCAGGCGCUGGAAGAAAAUACGUCCCCCGUGUGUAGCAGCGGCACAAAUCCCAAUGGAAAGGACUACGGUCUGUUGGUACAGCCUAUGAUUGAAGAUGCAGGAUCAGCGAUCUGUUUUGAGCCAAGCAACUCGGACACAUAUCUGAAAUAUCUAAACAAGUUAGAUUUCUACACACAUGAUUACAGUGCAAUUCCCCAAACCGGAGACGACCAUGUGGACUGUACUAAUGCUACUGCACCAGAAGGCAAGAAAUGUCUGUUUGAUAUCCACAAGUUUGGGAGCCUAUGUACACACGGAAAGGAUUAUGGGUACAAACAAGGCCGACCAUGUGUACUGUUGACACUGAAAAUGCCAAAGGACAUAGUUCCAGAAGUGUUUGGGAAAGAUGAUGUUGUGACGAAGACUCACCUCCAGAAUGGUGUAUGGAGUCCAGACCAUGUUGCUAUCACUUGUGAUGGAGCGACACCAGAGGAUAAAAAGCACAUUGGCAACACACCCUAUACAGGCCCAAACAACUUAACAGAGGGUUCAUUUUACAUCAGUCCCAAGGAGGGUUUCCCUCUCAACUUCUACAAGGGAGGUAACACUGUAUUACCAGGAGUCAUGGUCGGAUUCAACAACCUGAUGAUCACCAAAAAUACUUACAUCACCAUCAAGUGUGUGGCCUGGGCUAAAAACUUCAACAGUGGUGAUCCUGCCAACUCCAUUGCAUACACAACAACAUUCAAGUUCCAACUGAGCUGAGACCGUGUCUCUAUCAACAGUCUAUACCAACAGCCUUGUGCGAGUUCCUGUCCUGACAGGUCUCUCUAUAGGUUACUCAGUUCUUCACCAGUUUGGGAUCCUUGUUUGUUCGAUUGUUUAUAAUUAUCAGGAGAAACAUGGCCCCAGAUUUUUCUUCAUGAUUAUAAUUGAACUUUUACCUGUUUACAGUGAGCCAGAAUAAGUCGUCAGAUCACUGUUAAAUUCCAGAGGUUCAGAAGUCUGGUCACUGUUUACAGAGGUCCAUAAGUCUGGUCACUGUUUACAGGGGUCCACAAGUCUGGUCACUGUUAAAUUCCAGAGGUUCAGAAUAGGUUAGAUCACUUGUCAGAAACUCAAAAUAAGUCUGAUCACUGUUUACGGAGGUCCAGAAUGGGUCUUGUUAUUGUUUACUGAGCCCCAGACCAGAUUUGAUCUUUGUGACAGAUUUUGAAUCUCUUUUGCCUCUCUAUGUUUUAAUAACUUACUUCUAGGGAUUUGAAUGCUUUGCAAGUAUCAGAUAAUAUCAAACAUUUCAAAGUUUUAAUCUUGAUACAAGAACGUUGAUGAGUACAGAAUAAUAUCCAUUCUAACAAGUUAUUCAAAUCCCAAUCGACUAGUACAUCUAAAUGGUCAAGAUACCAGAUCAGGCAGAUGUUCUGUCCUAGUAGAACUGGGCGUUAGAGAGACCAGAUAUUCUGUCCUAAUAGGAUUGUGUUAGAGACACCAGAUAUUCUGUCCUAGCAGAACUGAGUGUUAAGAGACACCCGCUAUUCUGUCCUAUUAGGACUUAGUGUUAGAGGCACCAGAUAUUCUGUCCUAGCAGAACUGGGCAUUAGAGACACCAGAUGUUCUGUCCUAGUAGAACUGAGGCACCAUAUAUUCUGUCCUAGCAGAACUGAGUGUUAAGAGACACCAGAUAUUCUGUCCUAGUAUAACUGGGUGUUAGAGACACCAGAUAUUCUGUCCUAGUAUAACUGGGUGUUAAGAGACACCAGAUGUUCUGUCCUAGUAGAACUGGGCGUUAGAGACACCAGAUAUUCUGUCCUAGCAGAACUGGGCAUUAGAGACAUCAGAUGUUCUGUCCUAGUAUAACUUGGUGUUAAGAGACACCAGAUAUUCUGUCCUAGUAGAACUGGGUGUUAAGAGACACCAUAUGUUCUGUCCUAGUAGGACUGGGCGUUAGAGACAUCAGAUGUUCUGUCCUAGUAUAACUUGGUGUUAAGAGACACCAGAUAUUCUGUCCUAGUAGAACUGGGCGUUAGAGACAUCAGAUGUUCUGUCCUAGUAGGACUGGAUGUAGAGACAUCAGAUAUUCUGUCCUAGUAUAACUGGAUGUUAGAGACACCAGAUAUUCUGUCCUAGUAGGACUGAGUAAAGAGACACCAGAUAUUCUGUCCUAGUAUAACUGGGUGUUAAGAGACACCAGAUGUUCUGUCCUAGUAGAACUGGGCGUUAGAGACACCAGAUAUUCUGUCCUAGCAGAACUGGGCAUUAGAGACAUCAGAUGUUCUGUCCUAGUAUAACUUGGUGUUAAGAGACACCAGAUAUUCUGUCCUAGUAGAACUGGGUGUUAAGAGACACCAUAUGUUCUGUCCUAGUAGGACUGGGCGUUAGAGACAUCAGAUGUUCUGUCCUAGUAGGACUGGAUGUAGAGACAUCAGAUAUUCUGUCCUAGUAUAACUGGAUGUUAGAGACACCAGAUAUUCUGUCCUAGUAGGACUGAGUAAAGAGACACCAGAUGUUCUGUCCUAGUAUAACUGGGUGUUAAGAGACACCAGAUAUUCUGUCCUAGUAUAACUGGAUGUUAGAGACACCAGAUAUUCUGUCCUAGUAUAACUGGGUGUUAGAGACACCAGAUGUUCUGUCCUAGUAUAACUGGAUGUUAGAGACACCAGAUGUUCUGUCCUAGUAGGACUGGGCGUUAGAGACAUCAGAUGUUCUGUCCUAGUAGGACUGGAUGUAGAGA